Molecule: messenger RNA, 1044 nt
Organism: Besnoitia besnoiti
Lineage: Eukaryota; Apicomplexa; Conoidasida; Eucoccidiorida; Sarcocystidae
Product: Mak16 protein
Exons: 5
Coding region: 1-1044 (347 amino acids)
Biological process (GO): maturation of LSU-rRNA; maturation of 5.8S rRNA
Cellular component (GO): nucleolus; preribosome, large subunit precursor
Source: RefSeq, a predicted model, not a curated record
AUGCAAAACGAUGAGGUCAUUUGGAACGUCAUUAACAAGGACUUUUGUUCCUUCAAAGUGAAGACGCAGCGCGAGGACAUGUGCAGAAACGAGUACAACGUGACUGGCAAAUGCAACAGAGUGUCCUGCCCCCUAGCAAACAGCAACUAUGGCACGGUUGUGGAGCACCAGGGCGCGCUGUUCCUUUGUCUCAAGACGAUUGAGAGGGCCCACCUGCCAAAGAAGAUGUGGGAGAAGAUUCGGCUUCCUCUCAACGUCAAGCAGGCGAAGCAAGUUAUCGAGAGAGAAAUGAAAAACGUCUACAAAAAUCACCAGAUUGAACGAUGCAAGAGAAGGGCGAUCAAGCUGAAACAAAUGCUCGACCGCAUGCGCCGGCUCGAACUCAAACCCAAGGAGAAGCUGGUGCCAGUCAAGCAAAAGACCGAGCGCAGAGAGCGCGCGCGCGAGAAGAAGGCAGAGGUCGCUGCGCAUUUGGAAGACGUUAUCGAGUCCGAGCUUCUCAAGAGGCUGCAACAGGGUGUGUACGGAACUCUGUAUAACUUCGAGUCCGAGAAGGCUGAGGAGGCGGAGGAGCAAGAGGACGCGGAGGAACGACGGCAAGGCAAGGCUGAGAAGAAAGGCGCAGUCACGUUCGAAGAAGAGGAAGAUGAAGAGGAAGACGACGAGGAGGCGGCAUCCGACGAGGACAGCGAGGAAGAGGACCAAGAGGACUUUGAGUGGGAUGAGUCCGAUGAAGAUGAAGACAUUGAAGACCUCGAGUUCAGCGAAGAGGACUUUGCGGAGCCCGCGCGAAAGGCCGCCAGGCGCGGAUCGACGGCGACUUCGAUGGAGGGCCGCCGCAGGCGGGCAGUCCAGCGCGAGGCGGAAGACGAACAAUCCGAAGAGGAGUCUUCGGCGAAACGAGAGGAGGAGUCACGCGGUUCGUCAGGAAGGCGUCUCUUGCAGGUUGCAGGGCUCAAACGACAGCUUGCCAAACGAGGCCGACCACGGGAAGCGAUUCGUUUUGAGGAAGAAGAGGAAGAGCCUAUGCUUCAGCGGAACUGA